Messenger RNA from Octodon degus (degu), 3725 nucleotides. It is a transcript of the gene Tmprss9, whose product is annotated as transmembrane serine protease 9. NCBI's taxonomy places the organism in Eukaryota, Metazoa, Chordata, Mammalia, Rodentia, Octodontidae. The record is from RefSeq and is a predicted model, not a curated record. Gene Ontology annotation, molecular function: serine-type endopeptidase activity; protein binding. Gene Ontology annotation, biological process: proteolysis. The coding region runs from base 67 to 3357 and encodes 1096 amino acids. The transcript is spliced from 19 exons.
AACACCGGCUCCUGGCGCGCCCCUGCUGGAGAUUGCAGAGUGGAAGGGGUCCAGGUCACCAUCCUCAUGCUGUCCCCUGGAGCCAUGCAGCCCUCUGCAGCGGACUUGCAGCUCGUCCCUGGGGCCCCAAGGCAAAUCCCAGCCGCAGACUCUGUGUUCUGUCGUGGGGCUGUCACCACGGUAGUGGCCUCCAGCUUGAUUGCCCUCAGCCUGGGAGUCCUUUUGGCCCUGCUGUCUACUCAGGGCGUCCAGGUGGAGCACAGCGCCGAACUCCGGGGGAUUCGCUUCGCCCGCGCGCUGCAACGCGACAACUCGGACUAUCACCGCACGCUCACCGCCGCCUUGGAGAAGCUGUUUCUAAGUAGUUUCCAGGAGACAGAGUUAGAAUCAAGCUGCGUGAGCUGCACAGUCAUCAGUUACAGGGAAGGAAAUUCCAGUGUCUUAGUGCGUUUCCAGCUACACUUUUUGCUUCGAGCCCUCCAGUCACUGAGUCUGGACCUUGAGGAGGAAUUAUUGCAGCAGGGUAUCCGGGAGAAGCUUCAAGAAAGAGGCAUCCCACUGGCUGCCUAUGGCACCAUUGUGUCAGCCGAGCUCAUAGGAAGCCGGAAGGGACCAGGGGCUGACAAGGACCUAAAAUCAGGGCACUGUCCUGAGAACUCCUUCGCCUGCCGCAGCAGCCAAUGUGUGACCAAAGUGAACCCCGAGUGUGAUGACCGGGCCGACUGCUCUGACGGCUCAGAUGAGGAGCUCUGUGAGUGCGGGCUGCGGCCGGCCUGGCGGGCGGCGGGCCGGAUCGUGGGCGGUGCGGAGGCAGCCCCGGGCGAGUUCCCCUGGCAGGUCAGCCUGCGCGAGAACACCGAGCACUUCUGCGGCGCCACCGUGGUGGGCGCCCGGUGGCUCGUGUCUGCCGCGCACUGCUUCAACGACUUUCAGGACGCCGCCGAGUGGGAGGCGCACGCGGGCUCCACUGUGCUGAGCGGCGCCGAGGCCGGCGCGGUGCGCGUGCGUGUGGCGCGCAUCGCCAGGCACCCGCGCUACAACGCGGACACCGCAGACUUCGACGCGGCCGUGCUGGAGCUGGCGCGGCCCCUGCCCCUCGGCCGCCACAUCCAGCCCGCCUGUCUCCCGGCCGCCUCGCACAUCUUCCCGCCGGGCAGCAAGUGCCUCAUCUCGGGCUGGGGCUAUCUCAAGGAGGACGUCCUUGUCAAGCCAGAGGUGCUGCAGAAAGCCACUGUGGAGCUUCUGGACCAGUCCCUGUGCGCCGGCCUGUACGGCCUCUCACUCACGGACAGGAUGCUGUGUGCUGGCUACCUGGAUGGGAAGGUGGACUCCUGCCAGGGCGACUCGGGAGGCCCCCUGGUCUGUGAGGAGCCGUCGGGCAGGUUCUUCCUAGCAGGCAUCGUGAGCUGGGGCAUUGGCUGCGCAGAAGCCCGACGUCCGGGGGUCUACGCCCGGGUCACCAGGCUGUGUGACUGGAUCCUGGAGGUCAUUGGCAUGGGCAGCUCACCCCUGGCCCCCACUCCUGGCCCUGCUGCUGCCAGCACUGCCAAGCUCACCAGCCCUAGUACCCCUGCCAAAGCCACACCUUCCCCCAGCGCCUCGGCCCUUGACAUUGUCACCACAGCUAAGACACAAGAGUGUGGAGCCAGGCCAGCCAUGGAGAAGCCGAUCCGCAUCGUUGGCGGGGCUGGGGCCGUGUCUGGGGAGGUGCCCUGGCAGGCCAGCCUGAAGGAGGGGACCAGGCACUUCUGCGGGGCCACCGUGGUGGGCGACCGCUGGCUGCUGUCUGCUGCCCACUGUUUCAACCACACACGGGCGGAGCAGGUGCAGGCCCACCUGGGCACCGUGUCUCUCCUGGGCAUUGGUGGGAGCCCUGUGAAGCGGGGACUGCGGCGGGUGACGCUUCAUCCGCGCUACAAUUCGGGGACCCUGGACUUCGACGUGGCGGUGCUCGAGCUGACCAGGCCCCUGAUCUUUGGCAAAUAUAUCCAGCCUGUCUGCCUCCCACUGGCCAUCCAGAAGUUCCCAGUGGGGCGCAAGUGCUUGAUCUCAGGCUGGGGCAACACACAGGAAGGGAAUGCCACCAAGCCCGACCUUCUGCAGAGGGCGUCCGUGGGCAUCGUGGACCAGAAAACCUGCAGUGUGCUCUACAACUUCUCACUCACCGACCGCAUGCUCUGUGCUGGCUUCCUAGAGGGCAGGGUGGACUCUUGCCAGGGUGACUCGGGGGGCCCCUUGGCCUGUGAGGAGACCCCAGGUGUGUUCUACCUGGCGGGGAUUGUGAGCUGGGGCAUCGGCUGUGCCCAAGCCAAGAAGCCCGGUGUGUAUGCACGUGUCACCAGGCUGAAGGGCUGGGUCCUGGAUGUGAUGUCCUCGGGGACCCUGUCCACGUCACCUCUGUCUACCAGGAGACCACCAGCCACCACCAGCCACCCCUCCAGGACAACCACCAGUCUCACGGCUCUGGGGGUCACCACCAGCAGACCUUCCACACCCAGGGCCACCAGCCUGGGGACUGUCCCCCCUGCCAGCACCACUGUGUCUGCUGUGGGUGCCACUACUAGGGGACGGACUCCACCUCCAGGUGCCCCAGAGACCACCACGCCCUUCCAGCUGCCAGACUGUGGCCUGGCACCCGCCGCAGCGCUGGCCAGGAUUGUGGGAGGAAGCGCUGCGGGCCGCGGUGAGUGGCCGUGGCAGGUGAGCCUGUGGCUGCGGCGCCGGGAGCACCGCUGCGGGGCUGUACUAGUGGCUGAGAGGUGGCUGCUGUCGGCUGCACACUGCUUCGAUGUCUAUGGGGACCCGCAGCAGUGGGCCGCCUUCCUGGGCACGCCGUUCCUGAGCGGCAACGAGGGCCAGCUGGAGCGCGUGGCGCGCAUCUACAAGCACCCGUUCUACAACCUCUACACGCUGGACUACGACGUGGCGCUGCUCGAACUGGCCGGGCCGGUGCGCCGCAGCCGCCUGGUGCGCCCCAUCUGCCUACCCAGCCCCUUGCUGCGGCCCACGGACGGCCUGCGCUGCGUGAUCACCGGUUGGGGCUCGGUGCGCGAGGGAGGCUCCAUGGCGCGACAGCUGCAGAAGGCAGCCGUGCGCCUCCUGAGCGAGCAGACGUGCCGCCGCUUCUACCCGGUGCAGAUCAGCAGCCGCAUGCUGUGCGCGGGCUUCCCGCAAGGCGGAGUGGACAGCUGCUCGGGCGACGCUGGCGGACCUCUGGCCUGCAGGGAGCCUUCUGGCCGCUGGGUACUAACGGGGGUUACCAGCUGGGGAUACGGCUGCGGCCGACCGCACUUCCCAGGUGUUUACACUCGGGUGUCUGCAGUGAGAGGCUGGAUAAGCCAGCACAUCCAGGAGUGAGUCGCGUGGCCGUCCACGUGAGAGCUGCCCGCCAUGCCAUGCCCCCAGGUUGCUAGCAGGCCCCCCAGGUUGCUAGCAGGCGGUGGAGGUGGGCGGGAAUGGAGUGCAAUUUGCAUGUUUUCUUACAAUAAACAGUCCCUUGCCCCAACCUUGCUGGAUCAGCAUCUUUCCGUGCCCGGAAGUGGGGGAAGCAGGGAAACAAGCCUCCCACUGGAAGGGAUGUUAGUUUUUAGUGUAGUGAUGUCCCACCUCAUUUCCAACCCUCUGCCCAUCCCACCCCCUCUUGGGUAUUGAACCCGGAACCUUCCCAUUCAACGGUAUCCCUAGUUUUGACAAAGGGUGUCUUGAGAUCCUUUCAGCCUUCCAGA